AUCGGUGGUGAUGCUUUCACUAAAGUACAUUGCAAUGUUAUUACAAAAAAAUCCCAACAUCCAAGGUGCAGAAGGAUCUGAAUACCGUCUGUUUACAGUUGCGCUGAUGCUAGGUUGAUUUCUUUCUUGGGAAUUUGAUGGGUCCUGACUGUGUACAUCUCUUCGUUUCUGUCCAGCCAACAAAUUUCUCGACGAUAAUACAUUUACCAACAAGACGUGGUCUGAUGUUUCGGGAAUGAAGGUCACUGACCUGAACAUUAUGGAACUCGAGUUUCUGGAUGUCUUGAACUUUGGAUUGUUUGUAGGCAAAGAUGAGUUCGGAAGGUGGAAGGUGGCAUUGGUCCACUUUAAGAACCAGCUGCAGUCGGUAUAUCAGGCACAGGAACAACAGCAACGACAAAAGAUGAUCGAAGCUUCCCUCAAAAGCGUUGGCCUUUCGAUGUUGCAGCCACAAGACCAGCAACAGCAACAACAACAACAACAACAACAGCAGCAGCAGCAACAACAACAACAACAACAACAGCAACAGCAACAGGCUUGGACACUACCUCAGGAUAUGACACGGCAGCAGCAAUCACAACAGCAACAACAGCAGCAGCAAGCAGCGGCAGCGCAUCAGCAGUACCAUCAGCAAUAUUUGUACCUGCUUUCCAAAGCACAACAACCUCAAUUCCCUACACAACCGCUCAAUCAGCCGCUUGUGCGAGUACCGCUGAGGAUACCGGCACAACCGGUGUACAUGAAUGCUGGGCAUUCGUCUUCCCAACCGUCGCAGACUGCACCACCGUCACAGCAACAGCCUGCUCAACCACCGAUUACGCCUGUGUCCAUGUAUGAUGAUGCCUCGUCCAUGAUGAACUCAGCCAUGCGCACGGCCGGCGGUAACAGCAGCGGUACCGUCAGCAGCGGUGCACCGGUGAUAGUGACAUCGUCAAACACACAUCCUACCGAUACCGGCAACCAGCGGCCGUCGUAUCCACAACAAAGCAUUGCACCGUCUUCCAUCGAUACCCAAUUUCCGUCACACUACCCACCUCGCCAGACCCCGGCGCCAUCCUCAUCAUCAGCAGCAGCAGCAGUAUCAUCGGGGGUGAUACACCCCGUAGCUACCAGUAAGCCCUUGAACAGCAGGCCAAUGUACGACAACUAUGGGAUGCCGGGCCCUGCCGCUCCUCCUCCUACGACUGUUGCUUCAACCCCGAGCGGGAAUGACUCGCUCUAUCCAAACUAUGGAUCUGCACUACCUGGGAGAGCGCCAACUCCUACUGCGACUUCUGGAGCACCUCCACCACAACAGCACCAGCCGCAACAACAAGGCUACCCUCCACCACAACCCACGUAUCCACCUCCACCAUCACAACAACAACAACAACAACAGAAUCCGCCACCACCACCACCACCACAACAACAGACACCAUCACUGCAACCUCAGCAUCAGCCGCUUCCGCCACCUCAGGCGCAGCAACAGCCACCGCAGCAUCAACCUUUAAGGCAACAAGCAGCCACGCCAGUGCAACAGCAGACCGAUUACGCUGGAGGUGCUGGGAAUGUUGCACCGUCUUCCAUGUACUAUUAUGCCACGCCAUCCGCAACACCAACGGCGGUGCACACAGAUAACGCAUAUGGUUACAGCAACGGCUCUGCCUCACGACAAACGGUGCGUUCCUACUAUCUCGAGUCGCCCGCACCGCCUGCUCAGCAAAUGGCAACACCUAGCACCUCCGCUGCUGAGUACCAUGGCAACUACGGCAUGUCAGCCUCGGCGUCGCAGCCGGUGAUAGCCGGUGACAUGUACGCCAAUAACGCCCAGCGCAUGAUGCGCACAGCGUCCAAUCCGGCGUACCAGAAUCCUGCCAUGUAUCCACCGCAAUCAUCCAUAGCAUCACAACAACAAUCUGCUGUCGCAUAUUCUAAGCAAUAUCAGCAUCCACGUCAAAAACAGCAACCAUCCUCAUCCUCAUCAUCAUCAUCAUCGAUGCAGCAACAAUUAGCACCGCAAUCGCAAUCGCUGCCACCACCCCCACCACCACCACAAACUCAUCAAAUCGUUCCCGAUGAUUACAGCGGCCCUGUUCCUGAAGACCCAAUGACAGCUGCCGAAUCAUACAGGACUACUCAACAUAGACGAUGAUCAUGCUUCAUUUACCCCACCUCCCAACUUUUCUCUUUAUAACUCUCCAACUUAGUCUUUUCUUUUUUUCCAUUUUAUAUAUAUAUACACAAUCACAACACCCACACUCAUAUAUAUAUUAUUUCUUUUUUUCUUCCUUUUUUUUUUCACGCGUUUUUAAAAAAACAUAUUCUUAUAUAUCUGCCCCCUCUUGCUUGUU
Molecule: messenger RNA, 2330 nt
Organism: Zychaea mexicana
Lineage: Eukaryota; Fungi; Mucoromycota; Mucoromycetes; Mucorales; Lichtheimiaceae
Exons: 3
Coding region: 236-2131 (631 amino acids)
Source: RefSeq, a predicted model, not a curated record